Exophiala viscosa is the source of this 772-nucleotide messenger RNA. RefSeq lists its product as uncharacterized. Lineage: Eukaryota; Fungi; Ascomycota; Eurotiomycetes; Chaetothyriales; Herpotrichiellaceae. The transcript has 2 exons. Bases 209 to 592 code for a protein of 127 amino acids. The record is from RefSeq and is a predicted model, not a curated record.
GCCCCUGUGCUCUGGUCUUCCCUGCCACCGGAACGGAAGAACGAGUACACCGACCUCGUAGAUCACGGAAAAGCUUUCCGGGUCUUCCCGGCGCUAGUUUGACGUCAGUUGUCUUCUCAAAGAACGUCAAAUACUCAAGCCUUUUGAAGCAGUAACAUUGUAACAUACACACAAGACGGUUAUUCGAGAAACUCAUUUGAUCGCCAACAUGACCGACCGGACACAAGACACGACUAAGGGCGUGCUGGGCGACGUCAAGUCCGCACUGAAGGGUAUCAAAGGCGCCGGCGAUACCAUCCGUGGCACAGUCAAUGAAUCGGUCGACACAGCAUUCGACGAUAAGCAGGGCCAAGUGGAAAACCGAGCUGUCAAAGAAAAAGGAGAAGCAGAUGUGAACGCUGCCGACCAACGUCUCAGUGGUGGGAACAAUACCGGACUGAAGACUGGAGGAGUUAGUGGAACGACAACGACAACUACCGGUGGCGCCACGACUGGCGCUGGAGCCCACUCAGGAGGUGUUGGCAACUUGAGGAGUGAUGUACCCCAGACAGGUCUCGGCGACGAGCCUGGUUCGACAACUCAACGUUAUUGAAGGGAGAGACACGUGAAUUGGACGACUCAUCGCACUGCUUUGUUGCUGCGAUGUCAACAAUCAUCCUUACAGUUUCUUCUGCCAUGUGACUGCACAACGAAAUCUAUCAACAUAGGUAGCUGCUUCUCUUUGCACUGCUUUGCAAAGGUCGACCUCUUUCCCAAACUUCUUGUUGAAGGC